AUGCCGACCACCCGAUGGCGCUUCGCUAGCCGGUCUGGCGAUCGAUGGAUUCCGCAACCUCGCCCUUAUGGAGAGCGGACCGGGAUGAGGAGAGGUGCCUUCCUAGUUGGCCAUCCUCCCCACCGCCUUGGGAUCCAGGCUUUGUGGGCGGUUCUGAAGGUCGCACCUAUCUUGUCGCACACGGGCCGUUCCAUCCGCAGACGCCUCCGCCCAAAACACUUGAUUGGUGGCUUGAUUGUGUGGACGCUGAAUUGGCGGGCGGACAUGGCCGUGAAGAUAAUGAAGAGGACCCGGCGCGGCGUCGUGGGGAGAGCCUUUACGCCCUUCGACUCGCCUAGAAGGGACUGGUGGUCAGACCUCGUCGAAGCAGAGUUUGCCGAGACUGCCCGCGUGCAUUUGUCUGGGCUUGUGUCCUCGGAGGCGCACGUAUUGGAUGACCACUCCGGUCCAGAGACGGCUCUCACAGACAAUGACAAUGUAUCUGUGGGUCAUGAUGAUGUGGGGGAUGUGGCAGCAGACGGUAACGGGGGGAUUGAUCCUGAAGAUGUUCAUCCUAACCCGAUGCAAUUGCAGCUUGAAGCGGCGGAGACCAAGCUCUCCAACAUCUGUAAUGCAACUGCUUUGGAGUUCUUAGGGGGCUUUGCCCAGCCCUUGGAGCUUCUUUCGCAGGGGUUCGACUCCUUCGUUUUACUGAUUGGGUGGAGCUUGUGGAAGGAGCGGAACCAUAGGACGUUCCAGGCUGGUGCAACCUCACCGCCAAGCCUGGCCAUGUUGAUCAAGGAGGAAGCGGAGAGGUGGUGUGCGGCCGGGAACGCCCACCUUUCCAGGCUGCUCGCGCGUGCUUCUGCUUGA
Miscanthus lutarioriparius is the source of this 852-nucleotide messenger RNA. The record is from the annotation of a GenBank genome assembly. Lineage: Eukaryota; Viridiplantae; Streptophyta; Magnoliopsida; Poales; Poaceae.